This is a messenger RNA of Tarenaya hassleriana, 1273 nucleotides long. RefSeq names its product polygalacturonase inhibitor 1-like. Bases 15 to 1028 code for a protein of 337 amino acids. The record is from RefSeq and is a predicted model, not a curated record. Gene Ontology annotation, molecular function: protein binding. Lineage: Eukaryota; Viridiplantae; Streptophyta; Magnoliopsida; Brassicales; Cleomaceae. The transcript has 2 exons.
CCAUUCGACAACACAUGCCCAACAUGAUGAACACAAAGCCAGUGCUUCUGCCACUCUUCCUCUUCCUCUUCCUCUUCUUGUUCGCCGCCUCUCAGUCCAAGGAUCUCUGCAACAAAGAUGACAAAAAUGUCCUCCUCAGGAUCAAGAAAUCCCUCAACAACCCUUACCACCUCGCCUCGUGGGACCCGCAGACCGACUGCUGCUCCUGGUACUGCCUCGAGUGCGGCGGCGCCGACGUCAACCACCGCGUCACCGAGCUCACCAUCUUCUCCGGGCAGAUCUCCGGCCAGAUCCCGCCUGAGGUCGGAGACUUGCCGUUCCUGCAGAACCUAGUCUUCCGCAAGCUCACUAAUUUGACCGGCACGAUUCAACCCGCCAUCGCCAAGCUCCAGAAUCUUCGAAGCCUUCGGCUCAGCUGGACGAAUCUGUCUGGUCCGGUCCCAGAUUUUCUGGGUCGGCUCAAGAAUCUCGAGUUCUUGGACCUUUCGUUCAAUGACCUCACUGGCUCGAUACCCAGUUCGUUGUCUCUGCUUCCUAAUCUCAUGUCGAUUGAUCUGAGCAGGAACAAACUCACAGGUCCAAUACCCGAUUCAUUUGGAUCAUUCCAUGGCAAAGUCCCCGACCUGUACCUCUCACAUAACCAGCUCUCUGGCCCCGUACCCAAAUCGUUAGGCAACCUCGACUUUAACAGGAUCGAUUUCUCCAGAAACAAACUCGAAGGCGACGCUUCCUUGUUGUUUGGAUCGCAGAAGACAACAUGGUACAUUGAUCUGUCCAGGAACAUGUUUCAGUUCGAUCUCUCCAAGGUCACGUUCCCCAAAACCCUGGGAGUCCUGGACUUGAACCAUAACAAGAUCUUUGGAAGUAUUCCUGUUCAGUUGACCGAGGCUCCUCUGCAGUUCUUCAAUGUCAGCUACAACAUGCUCUGUGGCAACAUCCCUGCUGGCGGAGCCCUUCAGAAAUUCGACUACUCGGCUUAUUUCCAUAACAAGUGCUUGUGUGGUGCUCCUCUAGCGAGCUGUAAGUGAAACAACCCUCAAGAAUCCGAUGUCAUGGUAUAAUAAAGACUGUCAUCUAUGAUGCAAGAUUUGAGAUUGUUACCAUGAAUUGGCAAUCAUGAAUUGUUGAAAUCUGUGUUCCAUUGAUUCAAAAGCUUUUACCGGCUUGCUUGUGAGAGAAGUUAGUAGAACUUAGGGUGCGAGGAAGAGGAAGAUUCGCCAUGUUCGCCCCUAAGAACCUUCCAACCAUCUCUAAUGAAAACUGUUUCCAGACA